Messenger RNA from Cotesia glomerata, 501 nucleotides. RefSeq names its product histone H3. The coding region runs from base 44 to 454 and encodes 136 amino acids. The transcript has a single exon. Gene Ontology annotation, cellular component: nucleosome. Gene Ontology annotation, molecular function: protein heterodimerization activity; structural constituent of chromatin; DNA binding. The record is from RefSeq and is a predicted model, not a curated record. Lineage: Eukaryota; Metazoa; Arthropoda; Insecta; Hymenoptera; Braconidae.
UCUCUCCUUGUGACAAGUUUAACUUACUGCUAACUAAGUCGCUAUGGCACGUACCAAGCAAACCGCGCGUAAAUCUACCGGUGGUAAAGCUCCACGUAAACAACUUGCUACCAAAGCCGCCCGUAAGAGCGCGCCAGCAACUGGAGGAGUUAAGAAGCCCCAUCGUUACCGUCCUGGUACCGUAGCUCUUCGUGAAAUCCGUCGUUACCAGAAAAGUACGGAGUUGUUGAUCCGUAAAUUACCAUUCCAACGUCUCGUCCGUGAAAUCGCUCAAGACUUUAAGACCGAUCUGCGAUUCCAGAGCUCUGCAGUUAUGGCCCUCCAGGAAGCUAGCGAGGCUUACCUUGUUGGUCUCUUUGAAGAUACUAACCUUUGCGCCAUCCACGCUAAACGUGUCACCAUCAUGCCCAAAGAUAUUCAAUUAGCUCGCCGUAUCCGUGGAGAACGUGCCUAAAUCAUUCACCUCUUUAAAUCCUCAAAAAUAAACGGCCCUUUUCAGGG